This is a messenger RNA of Pristis pectinata (smalltooth sawfish), 4243 nucleotides long. It is a transcript of the gene nek10, whose product is annotated as NIMA-related kinase 10. The record is from RefSeq and is a predicted model, not a curated record. Gene Ontology annotation, molecular function: ATP binding; protein kinase activity; protein binding. The transcript has 37 exons. Lineage: Eukaryota; Metazoa; Chordata; Chondrichthyes; Rhinopristiformes; Pristidae. Bases 89 to 3562 code for a protein of 1157 amino acids. Gene Ontology annotation, biological process: protein phosphorylation.
AAACGGGAGCUGCGGAGGGGAAGCGGAGGCCGGGAGAGGCUGAGGAGCCGGAAUGGUGUUUUUAACACUGACUAAGUGAAGUGUUACAAUGCUUGAGCAAGACAAAAAGAUUAAAGUUGCAGUAAAAACAUCAGACACCAAGCUCCAAAGAACUGCAGACAAAGAACACACAGAUCUCAAACGUCUGCUUAAUCUCCUGAAUGUACCAGCAAGCAAGCAGCAGUUGCCGGCUCUAAGUUUUGACAAAGGCCGUGGAAUUACAUCAAAAUCACAACAACAUUCUAUUCAGGGAAAGCAAAAUGGUGGAAACCGAUGUGGGGAGCAGCAGCAACAGUCAACUGAGGCUGUGGAGCUUGAAGCUUUUAGCAUCAGUUACAAGAAUGAAAGAAAAUUUAGUUGUCAUCCCCAGCACAAGCUGUUUCUGGAAAUUUUCACUGCACUGGUGAAGCAGAGACUCACAUGCAGAGAAUGGGUAGACCGAGUUCCACCUGCUAAUUUUCUCCGUGUGUUAAUUUGCCUGAGGUUAAUAAUGAGGGAUCCAUUUUAUCAGAAAAUUUUUGUUGAACUUGGAGGGGUCGAGAGCUUAGCACAGUACAUGGAAACAGUGGUACAAGGCUACCUUGGAUAUGGAGGUCAACAGUUUGUCAUUGACAGAUUAGUCACCGUGACUUAUAUUUUUCAAAAACUGGCAGCUGUCGUAGAACAAAGAGAACGGAUAAUUUCAUGUGGAGCGUACAAGACCCUAGUAAAGCUGCUGGCAGCCAAGGACAAUAAUGUACUACUGGGUGCGCUCCUUGCUCUUACCAGCUUAGCUGAAAGUCCUGAGUGCAGAGUGAAGAUAGGGGAACUUACAAUUGUAGAAAACUUAUUAGCAAUUUUACAAGAAUAUGACUUGCUAUCCAAAAGAAUGACUGCUGAGCUGCUUCGUCUACUCUGUGCAGACGCUCAAGUGAGAGAACAGAUUAAGAUCUAUGAAGGAAUUCCUAUUCUGCUCAGUCUGUUGCAUUCUGACCACCUCAAGUUGCUAUGGAGUGUUGUUUGGAUUCUGGUUCAGCUCUGUGAGGAUCCAGACACCAGCACUGAGAUUCGUUUAUGGGGGGGCCUCCAGCAACUCCUGCACAUUCUCCAAGGAGACAGAAACUUUGUAUCUGAUCGUUCGUCAAUUGGAAGUUUGUCUAGUGCUAAUGCUUCAGGGAGAAUUCGGCAGCUUCAAUUGUCUGAAAAGCUGAGUACUCAGGAAAUUCAAGAAAAUACACUCUCAUUGCAAGAAGCAUGCUGUGCUGCUCUUACUGAGCUGGUGCUUAAUGAUACAAAUGCUCAACAGGUUGUACAGGGGAAUGGCAUUUAUGUGAUAGGAAAGUUAAUUCUACCAAGCAAACAAAGAAAUGCUCCAAAAGUAGAUAUUUUGCAGUGUUAUGCAUUUAGAGCUUUGCGUUUUCUCUUCAGCAUGGAAAGGAAUAGACAACUGUUCAAAAGGUUAUUUCCUUCAGAUAUGUUUGAGAUGUUCAUUGAUGUCGGACAUUAUGCACGUGAUAUAUGUGCAUAUGAAAGCCUAGUAAAUAAGAUGAACUCUUUACCUGCUAAUGAACUAAAACAAAUCACGGAAAAUAUUGAAGGAAUUAACCAAAAUAAAGCUCCAACAAAAUUUAUCGGGAAUUAUGCCAUUUUAGACUACCUUGGAAGUGGAGCAUUUGGGAACGUUUUUAAGGUUCGGAAAUACAGUGGGCAGAACCUGCUUGCUAUGAAAGAAGUUAAUUUGCACAAUCCAGCUUUUGGAAAGGACAAAAAAGACCGUGACAGCAGUGUAGAAAUCAUUGUGUCUGAGUUAACGGUGAUCAGAGAACAGCUCCAUCAUCCAAAUGUAGUGAGAUAUUACAAGACUUUUGUGGAAAAUGAUAGACUGUAUAUACUAAUGGAAUUGAUUGAAGGAGCACCCCUAGGUGAACACUUUAAUUCCCUCAAGGAAAAACAACAAGAGUUUACAGAAGAACGAAUAUGGAAUAUAUUUAUACAAAUAUGCCUUGCACUGCGUUAUUUGCACAAAGAAAAAAGAAUUGUCCACAGAGAUCUUACACCUAACAAUAUCAUGCUGGGUGAGCAAGACAAGGUAACGAUAACUGAUUUUGGCCUUGCAAAACAGAAGCAAGAAAACUGUAAGAUGACUUCAGUUGUUGGGACUAUCCUAUAUUCCUGUCCAGAAAUAGUGAAGAGUGAACCGUACGGAGAGAAGGCAGAUAUUUGGGCUGCAGGAUGCAUACUGUAUCAAAUGGCAACUCUGAAUCCUCCUUUCUACAGCAGUAACAUGCUCUCAUUGGCAACAAAGAUUGUAGAAGCAGCAUAUGAACCAGUACCAAAAGGACUCUACUCUCACAAAGUACAAGAGACCAUCAAAAGAUGUUUGACUCCUGAUUCAGAAGCACGGCCAGACGUGGUAGAAGUGAGUGCAAUGAUUUCAAAUAUCAUGAUGAAAUACAUGGAUGGCUUAUGCACAAUGCAGAUAACUAUGGAGAAGAAGCUUGAUCGGGAGAGGCGGCGCACACAAAGGUAUUUCAUGGAAGCUAACAGAAACGUUAUGAUGUAUCACCAUCAGCUCUCCAUGAUAUCACAGGAGUAUUGUGAUAAGUCAAGCCUGGGAAGUAGCAGUGGAACAGCCAGUCUGAAGAGUGAAUCAUCAGAAACAACUGACAGCCCACUGGACGACUUGCAUAGGUUGCAUCUCAAAGACGAUGAGAGACUGAGUGAUGCAGUAUUUCUUGAGAAUAUUAACUCUGCCGUAAACAUAGAAAAAGAUGUUUAUCCAGAGAUGGAAGAUGAGUUGAACAUUUCAGAUCACUCAAGCAGCUCGAGCCCAAGCCCCAUAAAAGAUUCUGCUCUCACUACUUUACCAAGAAGUAUCAGUUAUAUUGGCAUAGAGAGUCAACAUGAGGCAGAGCCUGGAAGAAAGGCAAGGCAUUCAGAUACCAAAUCUAGACCAGCAUCUGCAGGAAUAGCAGUGUCUCAACGGAAAGUACGUCAAAUCAGUGACCCAAUCCAACAGAUUCUCAUCCAGCUGCACAAAAUCAUAUAUAUUACACAGCUUCCACCUACUUUACAUCACAACUUUCGAAAAAGUGUCAUUGAGAGGUUUAAGAAAUCACUAUUUAGUCCACAGAGCAAUCCUUGCAACUUGAAAGCAGAACUUAAAAAGAUUCUUCAAGGAUCCCCUGAACUGAUUGAACUGAACUUCGUGACAGCAGAUUGCAGUUUAAUGCACCAGAUAUCCAGGGCGAAUGCAGCAUUCCCUGGAGACAGAGCAGUGAACACCUACAGCUAUGAAUAUGAAGAAGGAAUAACUUACGAGCAGAUGCAGAUGAUGAUUGAAGAAGUUCUUAUUGAAAGUGGUUAUUAUGACAUCCUCAACACCGUGAAUAGAAAUCACACUUACCCAUGGACAAUCAAGAACCAUUUGACUGCACGGAGAUGCAACAUUCUAGGGUUGCUGCAAUCUGAAGUAAGAUCAGAAAUUGCCAGAAAUACCCAGCAGCACAGACAAUAUCGGUGGAGAGGGAAACAGGUCAUGUGAGGUCAGUGAACUGCUUCUGCUAAAAACACCACAACCUGAAAUAUUGACUGUUCACACUCACCACACUUGCUACUUUACAUGCAAACCAUCUCUUCACUACCAUUCAUCUCAAGCGUCAGUCUAAUCAAAUCGGAGGUAGAUUUUUGGGUGAAUGAGGUUGGUCUCAUAAUUUUUCAGUCAUGUUCUACUAUUCUAGUCUAAAUAAUGUACGUAGCUGGCAAAGGCUGAUUCAAAUGCAACACUGGCUGUGCCUUCACCUGUUAGUAAGUAGCUUUAGGUAGCGACAUUCUCUUUAUUAUUUAGUAUAACCAACAUAUUUCAAAACUCAGAAGUCCAAGUCUUCAGUCUUAAAAUAUUUUACUGCUUCUUUAUGAACAUGAAUAUUUGAACUUGCAUAAGAUGCACUAAUGUUACUGAAUAUUAAUUAGUAAUAGCUGCUCAUGCAAGACUUAAUUUAAGCUGUACCUCAUUGCGAAUGUACUAGUAUUAUCAGUGCACUAAGGAUUCUCAUAUCUUCCAAAAAUUGUGAUCUUGGCAAAAAAACUCCAUCAAUUUACAGUUUUCAAUAAUUCAUCAAAGUCUAACAUCUCCAGACUUUUGAUAGUCCACAUAGAAACUUGUGACACAGGCACAUAAUUUACAAGGAACAAAAAAGCAGCUCAAAGUGUCAUGCAUUUAUUA